AUGCGGUGCGUUCUGGUGAUCAUCUUAACCAUACAAUUGCUCGCCUUGGCCUUAGCCCAGGCUGAGAAAAAUCAGACAGAGCUGAAUCAUGUAGUUGAACGCGUCUUUUCGCGUCGAAAGCGCUUUGUACUCUUUCCCCCGGGCUCCAAUUUAAAGUUUACGGGACAGCUAAGCAAGGGAUUGAUAUCAGCGUUUCCCAAAGGUGUGUCCAUGAACAUUGAGCAGGCCUGCUACUAUCCCGUUCCCACAAAACGGGAGGAUGUCUACCCGAAGCGUUACAGAGCCAGGACGACAACAACGCAGAAGCCAAAGACCCCGACAGAGCCAACGUAUGUUUGGAUACCGGGUACAAAUUGGAGAUUCAAGGCUACGCCUUUGAAAAAACCCACACCGAUGAGGCUACACUCACGCAUCGAUGUCAGGCCCCCAAGGCCAACCUAUGUCGAUCCUGGAAGGUGGCAACAAUGGUCAAAGUACGGACAACGCUAUGAGAACUGGUCGCCGGCAGCACAGAAAUAUGAAAAGUACAGCCAGCCCGAGAGAUGGAGCAAAUGGACAACGGAGUCGCCUCAGUGGUCGAAACGAUGGCACAGAUCGGUAGUAGAUGGGGAGUAUUACGAUCCCGAGGUGACACCAUAUCAAGAUGUUAGGUCAGUCGCGUCCGAGCAUUUUGUAGAUCCCUACGAUCCAGACAUGGCACCGCACAAGCCUACGCACUAUCCGGAACUGGAACAUGUGGAAGACUGGCGACAUUAUAAUGGACAUCGCGAUCGUCGACAAUUGUUCGAGCAUUUCGAUGGGUUCAGUAAACUUCUAGGAAUCGAUACCAAGGCCUGUGUCCUUCGAGCAAUUUGUGAUAGUAAGCGUUUGCUCUUGCCGCAAGGAUAUUCUAUGAUACAGGACAUUGUUCGCCUGAUCUUCACGUUGCCCACCAUAUCGGGUGUGGAGGAUGACUAUAGCCGGACUAUGCGCCUGGAGCCGGACGAUUGCGAUCGACAGUUCCGCGAUUCGUGUAAAGUCAACAUUCUGGCCUGGCUGCUGGGCGGUAAAUAA
Messenger RNA from Drosophila persimilis, 1053 nucleotides. RefSeq lists its product as uncharacterized. The coding region runs from base 1 to 1053 and encodes 350 amino acids. The record is from RefSeq and is a predicted model, not a curated record. Lineage: Eukaryota; Metazoa; Arthropoda; Insecta; Diptera; Drosophilidae. The transcript is spliced from 3 exons.